GUUCGCUUCCUAAAAAACCCUGUCAUCGAAAACCCUAGAAAAAACCUUGAGGGGGAUCGUCGCCUCCCUCCCCUCAAACCUCAACCAUGGGUGGAUCUCGAAGAAAACUCAAAAGAAAUCGGGCCAAGGUCAAAGUCGCUCUCCCGAAGAAAAAGCCCGGCGUCUUCAAGCCCGCGUUCACGAUCCCCGAGCCCCUUCUGUCCUCCUCCGACGAGAAGCGAGAAUGGGACGAAGCCGGCAGCGUCAUCAGAAACUACCGAUCCUUCGGCGUCGUUUCGAACCCUAAUCUCCUCGGUGUUCGCGCUCGGACUCCUCAGAUUGUCCAGUGCUCUUCGCUUCAGGUCCCGAAUCACGACGAAGAUCUCGGUUCCAUCGAUAGCGGCAGCGAUCUCGAGAGUGAUGAUCUGAAAGCUGCACUUGGGAAGAAAAGGAGGGAUGGGAAAGCUGCACCUUUGCGACCACUGACAACUAUUCAACGUGUUCACAUUGGCAGAUUGAUUGAGAAAUAUGGUGAUAAUUACCAGGCAAUGUUCAAGGAUAUAAAGCUAAAUGCGAUGCAGCACUCCGCAGUGACUCUGAAAAAACUCUGCCAGCGAUAUUAUGCGCGUGGGAAAUGCUAUGUAAACGUAAAGUAACCUCUCACUGACCCAGGGGUUAAGAUUAUUAUAGCCUCUACUCUACUGUUUCAGGAUUUCGGACAGCGAUAGCUCAACGGUUUGAAGAUGCAUUCAGACUAACUUUGCCGAAGAUGAACGGAUUUAAGUCUUCAUUUUACUCGAGGUUGACAUUAAAAUCAGGGUUUAGUUGUCUAGCUCUUUUCUACCCCUUCUAUAACUCCGGAGAGCUUAGAAUUGAUGAAUUGAUGUAGUUGUCUUGAGUGCUAAAUCUCCUUUGUACGUGCAAGGCAGUAAUUGGCCGUCCGAGUGCCCAAAUGGAACGGUGUAACUUGGGAUGGUUGCAUCUCAAUACGGCCGACUCUUAGUCCGCCCAUUUCA
Asparagus officinalis (garden asparagus) is the source of this 995-nucleotide messenger RNA. RefSeq lists its product as uncharacterized. Gene Ontology annotation, biological process: ribosomal large subunit biogenesis. The transcript has 4 exons. NCBI's taxonomy places the organism in Eukaryota, Viridiplantae, Streptophyta, Magnoliopsida, Asparagales, Asparagaceae. Gene Ontology annotation, cellular component: nucleolus. The record is from RefSeq and is a predicted model, not a curated record. The coding region runs from base 87 to 635 and encodes 182 amino acids.